AGACGCAGCAUGCGGGAGCCAGCGGCGGAGCUGUUUCUGCUUCUGGAGUGAAACGCAAUCUUGAAAACGCCGGCGUGUAGAUUGGUGAAUCCAAAUGGGAAAUCAAAAGCAUAAGUGGACCGCCGAGGAAGAAGAAGCUUUGCUCGCUGGCAUUGGGAAGCAUGGCCCCGGCAAGUGGAAGAAUAUCCUCAAAGAUCCCGAGUUUGCCCCUUUUCUCACUCACCGUUCCAACAUCGAUCUUAAGGAUAAAUGGCGAAAUUUAAGUGUCAGUACUUCAGCUCAGGGAUCUAAAGAAAAAGCUAGGAACCCGAAGACUAAAACUACGGAACCUGCUACACCUGCGGGCACGCAAAAUGCUUCUGUUGCUCCUCCACUUCGUCAAUGUGCAGCUUCUGAUGCCGUCGCAGAUGAUUCAUCUCACAAUGCACAGGAUGUCAAACAUGCUCCCCAGUACAAUGCAAUGAUUUUUGAGGCCCUAUCAAUGAUAAAAGAUUCCAAUGGAUCUGACCUAAACGCUAUUGUUAGUUUCAUUGAGCAAAAGCAUGAGGUUCCCCAAAAUUUCAGACGAGCAGUAGGUGCAAGGUUGAGGAAGCUUGUUGAUCAAGGAAAACUUGAAAAGGUACAAAAUUGUUACAAGAUAAAGAGAGCGACGCCUCCUGAGACAAAACCACCUGCUCCAAAACCAAACGAUUCCAGGCCACGUCAAUCACCAGCGUCUGGAUUUACGGCAUCUCAAGAGACAGUGAUGGAUGCUGCGGAGAUUGCGGCAUACAGAAUAGCUGAAGCAGAGCACAAAUCACAUUGGGCUGCUGAAGCAAUCAAGGAGGCAGAAAAAUUCUCGAAGUUGGCCGAAGACGCUGAUGCAAUGUUACAGCUAGCGAAGGAGAUUUAUGACCAAUGUUCACGGGGUGAAAUCAUACUGCUGGCUUAACUUAUACAGAAAUGCAAGGUCGUUAGAUGGAGUCCUAUUGACUUUGGUAUUUAUGUAAAUUUUGUGAUCCAAUGAAAUGAUGAUCUGCCUAAUUCCCCCCUUACCAAGGAAAAAAAAAAAUUUCACUUGGGAUUGGAAAGGUCUGUGGUAUUUCAAAUCCUCAAUACUUGUAUAGCUAAUAUCAAAAGCAGUGCUUAUUUGAGGCUGUUAGCUUCUUUUCGUACA
Molecule: messenger RNA, 1156 nt
Organism: Neltuma alba
Lineage: Eukaryota; Viridiplantae; Streptophyta; Magnoliopsida; Fabales; Fabaceae
Product: telomere repeat-binding factor 4
Exons: 6
Coding region: 95-931 (278 amino acids)
Biological process (GO): nucleosome assembly
Cellular component (GO): nucleosome
Molecular function (GO): double-stranded telomeric DNA binding
Source: RefSeq, a predicted model, not a curated record